GGCAGCAUUCCUGAGUGCCAGGCUAUGCCAUGAGAACAGAGUGCUCCGAGGGGUGGAGUCUGAGCAAGCAAGGCCAAGGGCUCAGUUGUUGGGCUCACAAGUACCUUGACUAUCGCCCACAGGUGAUGGAGGACGAGGAGAAGGCAGUGGAGAUCUUGAUGGGCAACACGGAAGCUGCUCAUCCUCCAUCCCCCAUCCGCUGCUGCUGGCUCCGCCUCCGCUGCUUGGCAGCUACUAGCAUUAUCUGUGGCUGCUCUUGCCUGGGAGUCAUGGCUCUGGUGUUUGCCAUCAAGGCAGAAGAGCGGCAUAAAGCAGGCCGGUCCGAGGAGGCAGUGCGCUGGGGGGCCCGGGCCCGGAAAUUCAUCCUGGCCAGCUUUGCUGUCUGGCUUGCUGUUCUCACUCUGGGUCCCCUGCUGCUGUGGUUGCUCUCCUACGCCAUCGCUCAGGCUGAGUGACCCUGGAUGGCCUCUGCUGAGAGCCAGCUGAGACCUCCUGGAUCCUGCAGUGCGGCAUUGCUAAGGUCCUGUGACAGCAGUGGUUGGAAGGAUCCUGGUUGGAAGGAUGGGGACUCUCAAGGGGCUUCGGAAGAGCUCUUCUAGCCCUUUAUAAAAGGAGGGCAGCAGCUGAGACUGAUGAGAGGAGGGCAGCCUGCUCUGUUCUUUCAGGGCCCCCCAUCCCUAUCUCCCCCACCCAAGCCCACCCUAGGCCUCUACCCAGCGGGAGGGGUUGAAGACCAGGCCUGGUUUUAUUAGAAUUCAUUUUGUAAUAAAAGCCUUUUUUAGUGGUGAAAUACUCCUGUCUAAUUGUUCUCCCCCUGCUUUACUUUGGGCCCUUGGUGAGAGCCAGCCUGAACAUCUGACUGAUAGCAGAAGCCAGAAUCCACCUCAUCCAGGAGCUUCAAGAGAAGGAAACAAUUUUUAUUUUCUUCUUCUGGAAGUUUUCCUUCUUGGAAAGACCCCAGCUUCUCCCUUGUACGUCCACAGAGACUCUGAGGCCAAGAGUAGUAGCAGCUGCUACUAUUUAUGACUUACUAUAUUCCAGGCUGUGUUCUAAGCACUUUAUAUUUCUUAACUUCCUCCAGUUUUCAGUCACUCAUUAGGUAUCUAUAGUAUCAUAUCCAUCAUAUGAAUAUGUCACAUAUGAUAGGUACCAACUAUCUGAGUGAAAACUGGAGGAAGUGUUCUAAAAUGACAGUGUUCUCAUUUUAUACUUGAGGAAAUAAGACAGAUUUGCACAAGGUCCUCAGCUACUAAAUGGUAGAGCUGAGACUGAACCCAAACAAUUUUGGUUCCAGAGCUGAGAGAGGAGUGAAAGAGUUGGGUAACAGCAACAACCAUCCUGUACAUGGAGAUUUGAAUGAUUAAAAUGGAUUUUCAUAUCUUUUAUCUUGGACCUCAUAAUAUUUUAAAUUUUUUUAAAAUUAUGAAGUAUAUCAUACAUAUAGGAAAAUACCCCAAACAAGUAUGUAUACAGUUCAUUAACACAAAGCAAACAUGAAUAACCACAUUCAGUAAAGAAACUGGAACAUUGUCAACACUUCAAAGCCUCCUUUAUACUCCUCCCAAUCACUGCUACUUCCUUUCUUCCCACAGGUAACCACUAUUCUGACUUCUAGCAGUGUCGUUUAAUUUUGUCUGCAUUUUAACUUUAUAUAAAUGGAAUCAUGUAUUCUUUUCAUAUU
This is a messenger RNA of Chlorocebus sabaeus (green monkey), 1681 nucleotides long. It is a transcript of the gene TMEM265, whose product is annotated as transmembrane protein 265. Gene Ontology annotation, cellular component: membrane. Lineage: Eukaryota; Metazoa; Chordata; Mammalia; Primates; Cercopithecidae. The record is from RefSeq and is a predicted model, not a curated record.